Messenger RNA from Williopsis jadinii, 868 nucleotides. It is a transcript of the gene PET20, whose product is annotated as Pet20p. Bases 47 to 691 code for a protein of 214 amino acids. Gene Ontology annotation, cellular component: mitochondrion. The record is from RefSeq and is a predicted model, not a curated record. NCBI's taxonomy places the organism in Eukaryota, Fungi, Ascomycota, Saccharomycetes, Phaffomycetales, Wickerhamomycetaceae. The transcript has a single exon.
ACAUCAACAAACAACAUCAACAAACAACAAAGCCACACAACUGAGCAUGCUUCGCACCUUAUUCAGACCUGUUUCGCUUACACAGACGCGGAGCACACUGGUACAGUCUGCCAGAUUGCAAUCUACAAAGACCACCUCUCAAACUCGGAACGCAAAGAAUGCUCUUGCAACCAAAGUGGCGAAACAAAAGAAGACUAACAAUCUCGAUUACAAUGCGCUGAGUAACCACAACCUGCAAAACCCUUCAAAGGCGGAGAACAAAGUUAGAGUGAAGAAGGACUACUCUGCUCUACCAAGAGCUCCUACAACGCAUCAUCUGAACCCACAGAAGCUGAUGAUUGAUUCGUUUUAUGCUGGGUACAGACCAUUGGCGAUGAAGUCAUUACAGCCAAACAUGGACUCACGGAAGAAGAAGGCGUCGUUGUUUGACCUAGGGAUCCAGGACAGCGCCAUGUGGUCCUACUCGGCAGCUGGGCUAGAGGCGUUCCCUGAGUGGGACACCAUACCGUAUGAGGAGUACAAAGAUCUCAAACCGUUUAGCCCACCAUCAAAGCAUAAGAAGAGUAAGCUUGAAAGAGCAGUGGAGAAAGUCAGGGCUAUGGAGUUGGAAGCUGAGAAGGAGACCAAGACUAAAGUGAAAAGAGGUAGAAAGAGACCUAUAAACGUCUUCAAAACGAAGAAGAUAUUAUGAUUCACCACUACUAUACUUGCAUAAUGUCAUCACUCACAUUUCUUGUUCCAUUAUUCCAUCACUGUACAUAGUUGACAUUUGUCUUUUAUUAAAACGAGGUUUGUUUGUUGUUUUAUCAUAUGUUUUAGAUAUUAUAUAUUAUAAAUAUCAAUGUUUCAUGACUGUUAUCCCCCAUCA